AUUUAAUUAUAGAAAGCUCCAUAAUAAAUUCAACCCCUCUCUCAAUCAAAUAAACAUCUGGAAGUUUUUUUUGGAACAAAAUGGAUCGUAGAAGCGCGUUUGCUGUUGCUUUGAUCUGCUUUGUGGUUGCUGGUGUCGGUGGUCAAUCACCGAGCGCCGCUCCCACUAAAGCACCCCCGGCUGCGACUACGCCUUCUACUGCACCCGCUACUGCUCCUGUGAGUAAAUCUAAGUCACCAGCUCCCACUGCUGCUCCAACUACUUCACCACCGGCUGCGGCUCCGUCAGAGUCUGCGGCGGUUCCAGCCCCAUCAAAAUUUGCUCCAGCUUCUUCCCCUCCGGCUGCUGCUCCAGUGAGUACCCCACCGGCUCCAGUUCCUGUGAGCCCUCCUCUAGCCAAAUCGCCACCGGCUGCUGCACCAACAACUCCUCCAGAGAGCUCGGCCUCUCCUCCUGCUCCUGUUGCGGCUCCAACAACUGCCGAGGUUCCUGCACCAGCUCCAAGCAAGAGCAAGAGCAAAAAGAAGUCAAAGAAACACGGUGCUCCCGCUCCUUCACCUGAUAUGCUUGGACCUCCCGCUCCACCAACUGGCGCUCCAGGACCUAGCCUCGAUGCGUCCUCUCCCGGUCCUUCUGUCGCCGCCGAUGAGAGUGGAGCAGAGAGCAUCAAGAGUUUGCAAAAGAUAAUUGGAGGAUUGGCAUUAGGAUGGGCAGCCAUUGGGUUGAUCUUCUAGAGAAGAGAUCUGGAUUCAGUAUUUAUUAUAAUUUUUUUAUUUCCUCUAUGUAUCACAUUUGAUUAUCAUCAUAUAUUUAUUUUACUCCAUUUUGCUUCCUUAUAAAUACUGCUACUACUUGCCUUAGUGGUGUGGUUUAUUAUUAUUAUUAUUAUCAUAGUUUGAGAUUUUCAUCGUGUUUGCCUUUGUAAUUCUUUUGCGAAAUUAAGUUUGAGAGGGGGACACUUAAAUUUUUUUUAA
Molecule: messenger RNA, 974 nt
Organism: Gossypium arboreum
Lineage: Eukaryota; Viridiplantae; Streptophyta; Magnoliopsida; Malvales; Malvaceae
Product: lysine-rich arabinogalactan protein 18
Exons: 2
Coding region: 81-734 (217 amino acids)
Cellular component (GO): plasma membrane
Source: RefSeq, a predicted model, not a curated record